CCACCACCACCACCACCACCACCACCACCACCACCACCACUGCCUGUCUUUCCCCAUUCUGUGUGCAUUGUACGGCAGCCCCGUUUGAUUGGCCGCUUCCCCCAUCCUGAAAACUGUACCUCUGUACACUCAAUAAAAGGAAGUACUAAUAGAAAAAUGAAAGACGCUCGAAUAGAAUGGAGGUUUCGCCGAUUGAGUGUAAAUCUACACAACAAAAAGCAAUUUACCUCGGCCAUGUUACCAGAGAAUCGUCUGAAAAAUCGAUCCACUGAGAUGCUCCCGUACGAGUCUAACCGUGUCUGUCUACCACUGAUACGCGGCCUGAGCGGUUCGGACUAUAUAAAUGCCAGUUUUGUGGACGGAUAUCGAAAGAAGCGAGCGUACAUUGCCACACAGACUCCGCUACCGAAUACGGUGGAUGAUUUUUGGCGUCUUGUGUGGGAGCAUAAUUCGCCCAUUAUUGUCAUGCUCAACGAGGUUAUGGAACAUACGAGUAUGGCUGCGGAUAUCUACUGGCCAAUGGAACGAUCAACACGAUAUCAACACUUGCUGGUCGAACCGAUGGUCGAGUACAAUAUGCCUCAUUUCAUUCUACGCGAGUUUCGUCUCACAGAUACACGGGACGGGCAAUCGCGUACACUGAGACAAUUUCAGCUGCACGGUUGGCCCAAUGAUCAAGUUGUGCCCAAAUCGGCCGAGGCCAUGAUCGAUCUGAUUGGUCAAGUGCACAAAACACAAACACAGUUUGGACAGGAUGGACCAAUCACAGUUUGUACACCGAUGCCCCGUUCCGUUUCAAUUGCUAGCCAGGUUGUGUCCAUUCACUCAGAGAGAGAACGGAUUACUAAUAUUUUGAUCUCUCGAUUGUUCAAAACACCCCAU
This is a messenger RNA of Echinostoma caproni, 882 nucleotides long. The record is from the annotation of a GenBank genome assembly. Lineage: Eukaryota; Metazoa; Platyhelminthes; Trematoda; Plagiorchiida; Echinostomatidae.